UACAAUACAAAACGGAUUGUGAUUGUAGCGUGUGUAUAAGUUGUUUCUAUUCGGCCUACUAAUGAUUACAUAAAGUUAAUCAGAUCAGUAAAAAUAAACCAAAAUGAAUACUGACGAUAUAAUUUACUUAUGUCUCAUAUUUUUUCAAAUGGGAUUUGGUUUUUAUUAUCGAACAAUUAACAAUGUAGAUAAUAAGAAGUUAAUUGGAGCAGCCGUUGGAUUUUCAAUUGCUGUUAUUGUAUCCGGUUUUCAUGUAUUGCAUGUGUUGAUAAGCACACUAAUUAAUGCAUACAUUAUAUUGUUUAUUGAUAAAAGGAAAUGUCAUGUAUAUUCAUUUGUCUUUUCCUUUUUGUACCUCAUGUUCUUCCGAACAACUGUCUAUUUUGGAAUUCCAUAUGCUCCUGGACAUACCAAUCUGGUUCAAAUGAUGUUGACUCUAAAAUUAGUUGGUUUGGCCUGUGAAGUUAACACUUCCUUCGAAGCUAAAAAGAAAAAGGAUGAUUCAACCAAAACUGAAGAACAAGAAUAUGAGGAUGAAAGACUACAAUUUAAAAUCAGUUUUACAUAUAUUAUUUGUUAUACUUUUAACUACUGUGGAGUUUUAACAGGUCCAUAUUUCCGAUAUGUUACCUACUUGGACCAUUUAUAUAAGCCUUACUAUAAAUACGACAAUAUUGUUACGGCUCUUAAGAAAAGGAUACACUGGAUUCCCAUUUUGGGUGCAGCUCAUCUGAUUACCAAUUAUUACUGGCCGUUAUCGUACGUAAAUACGGAAGAGUUUUUGAAUAGGUCAUUUUUCUAUAGAGCGUGGUAUGUCUGGCCGUCAUUUGUAAUAUUUAGAAGUAGAAUAUAUUUUGGACUGGUACUCACUGAAAUUGUGUGUAUCUUUGGAGGUUUGGGAGUAUAUCCAGAAUUCGCAAAAGCCAAAUCUGGUCAUGGACCAACGCAAAACUACAAAAAACUCAAGGAAACGACUGACCCAGAAGUUUUAAAAGGACUCAAAUAUGAUUAUGAAACUAUCCAAUCUAUAAACCCUUAUGAGUCAGACUGUGUUCCUACAAUGAGAGAAGCCAUGAAACAUUGGAACAUCACUAUCCAAUACUGGUUAGCCACUUACAUAUACAGAAAGUUCCCAUAUAAAAAAUACCGCACUCAUGUUACCAUGUUCAUGUCUGCAUUAUGGCAUGGAGUUUAUGCUGGGUAUUAUUUCUGCAUAGCCACUGUACCGUUUGCUCUUCUCUACGAAGAUGUCUGGGUGAAAUUGUUACUAGAUGGCGCUGAAGGUGUGUCUUUACAACUUGCAAAACUGCUGUUACUCUUCCUAAAGAUGCAAAUGUUCUCCUACCAAAGCAUUUCGUUUGUUUUAUUAGAAAUUAGAAGAAUAAUGGAUUACUACAACAGCGUCUAUCACUGGGUACCAAUAGUGUACGUCGGCAUCUAUUUCUUAGGAAAACACCUUCUAAAAUUGAAAAGACAGCGCGCUAAGAAGGCCCAAGCUGAACCCCAGAUUGAUAUUCGAUAAGUGAUAGAAAAUGAAGGUAUACUCAUAGAAGAUACUGAAGAAAUUUUUUUUUAUAUAUACGAGUGUAUUAUCGUCACUCCACAGGUUAAGGUAUGAAGUUAUCUCCAUAAUAUAUAUUAGAUUUAUAUUUGGGUCUGAUUUUUAUGUGUAAAUAUAUAUACUGUUUAUA
Diabrotica balteata is the source of this 1691-nucleotide messenger RNA. The record is from the annotation of a GenBank genome assembly. Lineage: Eukaryota; Metazoa; Arthropoda; Insecta; Coleoptera; Chrysomelidae.